This is a messenger RNA of Labrus mixtus (cuckoo wrasse), 6293 nucleotides long. It is a transcript of the gene elovl5, whose product is annotated as ELOVL fatty acid elongase 5. NCBI's taxonomy places the organism in Eukaryota, Metazoa, Chordata, Actinopteri, Labriformes, Labridae. The transcript has 8 exons. Bases 142 to 1026 code for a protein of 294 amino acids. Gene Ontology annotation, cellular component: endoplasmic reticulum; endoplasmic reticulum membrane. Gene Ontology annotation, biological process: very long-chain fatty acid biosynthetic process; fatty acid elongation, saturated fatty acid; fatty acid elongation, polyunsaturated fatty acid. The record is from RefSeq and is a predicted model, not a curated record. Gene Ontology annotation, molecular function: fatty acid elongase activity.
CCAGCCGACCCAAGGUUACACUGACGUUUUCUGCGCUCGAAAGGUAGGCAGUCCUCUCUCUGCACGCAGCUGCACCUCAUCACACACACUCAACAUUUCAUUCGACCGUGGUGGGACGUCUGGGUGACUUUACGGUAACAAAUGGAGACCUUCAAUCAUAAACUGAACACUUAUGUAGAGUCAUGGAUGGGCCCAAGAGAUCAGCGGGUGCGGGGAUGGCUGCUGCUCGACAACUACCCACCUACCUUUGCGCUCACAGUCAUGUACCUUCUGAUCGUGUGGUUGGGGCCCAAGUACAUGAAAAACAGGCAGCCGUACUCGUGCCGAGGCCUCCUGGUGCUCUACAAUCUGGGCCUCACGCUGCUGUCUUUCUACAUGUUCUAUGAGCUUAUGGCGGCUGCUUGGUACGGUGGAUACAACUUCUACUGCCAGGACAUUCACAGUUCACAAGAAGUGGAUACUAAAAUCGCACACGUCCUGUGGUGGUACUACUUCUCCAAGCUCAUCGAGUUCAUGGACACCUUCUUCUUCAUACUACGAAAGAACAACCACCAGAUCACCUUUCUUCACAUCUACCACCACGCCAGCAUGUUGAAUAUCUGGUGGUUUGUUAUGAACUAUGUACCCUGCGGCCACUCGUACUUCGGUGCCGCCUUAAACAGCUUCAUCCACGUUGUGAUGUAUUCAUACUACGGCCUCUCAGCCAUCCCAGCCGUGCGGCCGUACCUCUGGUGGAAGAAAUACAUCACACAGUUACAGCUGAGCCAGUUCUUUUUAACCAUGUCUCAGACCAUGUGUGCCGUCAUAUGGCCGUGUGGAUUCCCUAUGGGAUGGCUGUACUUCCAAAUAAGCUACAUCGUCACGCUCAUUUUCUUUUUCGCCAACUUCUACAUUCAGACGUACAAGAAGCACAGUGUUUCUCAAAAGAAGGAGCACCAGAACGGCUCUUCUCUACCAACAAACGGACACGCCAAUGGGACGGCGUCUUCGGAGCACACUGCGUACAAGAAGCUGAGGAUGGAUUGACAUUUGAUUGACAGCUCUCACUGUAGCGAGUUAGCCAAUGCUGCUAAGAGGUAUAUGUAUCUUCUUAGGUAGGAUAGUCUUGCACUCACUUGAGAUCAAAUAAGCCAUAGCCACAUGUAUCCAGAGACUGUCCAUGUUUUUGCACACAUUCCUACUCAUGGUAUCGUUCAUGUUCAUUAAAUCGGUAUAUUUAUGGAGAAGAGUAUUGCAGUAUGGUUGACACCGCACAAUAUUGCCUCCCCCGCCCGGCCUAUGGAGGAAAAACUCCUUCUGAAGCAAAAAAAACUCUUUCCUGCUACCAGCAAACAAACUCACAAACGCACUCAUUAAAUGACGCUUUACACACAGAAGGUCCAAAGAUGAAGCGCCUGUGUGUGUCGGCAGCUCAAGGUUUCAUCGUCCUCGACAAACUACGGGACAAAUAAAACAACUCAGUGGUCUUUACAGUCCUUAAUGUGUAACUAGAGCAUGCAUCUUGCGCCUGCUUGACCUUACAUCCUGCCUCUAGCGUUACAUAAUCCUAAAGUUUGAACUGUGUGAUGCUGUAACGUGUAUUUAUUGGCAGGUUGCGACAGCAGAAGUUUCAUUUGUUGUUGGCAGAGAAGCGUCUACAGAUUAGAACAUAUAGCCAUCUAAAGGAAGCGUAACCAAAGCUUAGUGUACUAUACUUUAAACCAGGUUAAGACACAAUGUUCAAGGGCCAUGUUGUGUAUUAUGAGCACAAUUUAAAAGCAUUUCCUUGGAACAUUUUACCCCUCAUGCAAAAAAAAAAAAAAAAAAAAAAUCUGUUGAUCUCCUUUCAAAAUGUGUUUUAUCUACUGUAGUUUUAUCCAGUAAAUGCAAAUAAAGUACUUGAAACCCUUACAUCAUAGAAAAAGGCAGUGCAACUGUUUAUAAAUAAAUAUUAGGGCUGUUAAACGAUCACAUGUUUGAAUCGCAAUUAAUCGCUGAAUUUCAAUAUUUAAUCGAGAUAAAUCACAUUUUUAAUCCCGUGUUUGAAAUUCAAUUUUUUCGCAUUUUAAAAUUAAAAUUGUUAGGCUUUUAUUUUGAAUUUGUGUACUGUCUUAAGCUGAAAGUAAUUAACCGUUUGAAUUCAACCCUGCUUUUAUUUUGAAAUAUAGUAAGGACCUUCUUGUAGAUCGAACUUUACGACACUUGACCACGGAAAAGGGAAUUGUUUGAUGUCAGGAGGUUGAAGUGACUUUGGACUCAAUGACUGAUCUGUCUGAGAUGCAGCAGUGUUGUUCUUUUCCAUCUCUGUGACUACAGGAAGUCACUGAGGAGGCUUAUCUACGGUGCGCCUAAAGGGACAAAAUAGCCUGUGAUUAUUCACAAUUAAGAAAAAGAAUGCAUUAAUUUCAGACCUUUUCUUAAUCAUGAUUAACAAGUAAAUGCUAUUGACUCUACUGAAGCCAAAAGUGGGAAUGCAUCCAUUUAUGUUUUUACUUUGUUUGCUGAUGAUAACAAGCUUUUUCUGGUUGUUUCCUGUUUCCUGAAAUUGCAAGCUUUUUAGUCUCCAGAUGAUAGGAUCCAGUGUUGUUAUCUCCAAAUAACGAGAUUAAGAAGUCUAAGAUCUCAAGAAGACGACCAGAAAUGACUCAUUAUCACGGGGAAAUGGGGGCUGCACGGUGGUGCAGUGGUUAGCAAGGUUCCUGGUUCAAAUCCCCGGCGGACAGGAGCCUCUCUGUGUGGAGUUUGCAUGUUCUCCCCCUGCAUGUUUGGGUUCUCUCCAGGUACUCUGACUUCCUCCCACAGUCCAAAGACAUGCUCGUUAGGUUAAUUGGUGACUCUAAAAUUGCCCGUAGGUGUUGCUGGUUGUCUGUCUCUAAAUGUCCGUUUUCACAUUUAAUAAUAAUAAUAAAUUAGAUUUAUAUAGCGCUUUUCUAAAUACUCAAAGACGCUUUGACGGGAAACAACAAAAAACAAAGCAAAAACUAAGAGAACAAUACAACAUAGAAGUUUUGUAAAGGGAAGAGGAUGAGAGUCAGUGGUUGUAGGCGGUGAUGAAAAUGUGAGUUUUUAGGGAUUUCUUGAAGGAAGUGAGUGUGGGGGAGUCUCUGAUGUUUUUAGGGAGAGACUUCCAGAGAGUGGGAGCGGCAAUGGAGAAGGCCCUGUCACUCCCAGGACCAAAGCUUGGUCCUGCAGGGGGGGAUAUGCAAAUAUGCAAAUAUUUAUGUACAUGUAUGCAAAUAUCUAGAUCAUUUUGGGAGGACUGCUCCAGAGAUUAUCCCGACCUGGGUAAGACGUGAUGUAAAAACACAACGUGGAAGUAGCGGACGAAGCAACAGUCCGCUACACAAUGCUAUAAUAAGAAUAUUUGCCUUUAUAUCAGUGCUACUCAUAGUCCAACAGAAUGACAACAUCAACAAAAGAGUGGAGAACAACAUACUGACGAACUGGAAACAAAAUGCAGCUGUUUAAUUACAUGCACGGACAUCGUAGUGGUCGCGUGCAGACACUCCAUGUGUAGAAUCAUCAGUCCCCCUCCUAUUGGCUCGAGGUGAAUUCUCCGGAGAAUAUCCUGCUGCGUUCUCACAUCAGCUCACUUGCUCGGACUUGCUGCGGAAAAAUACUAGGGGUCUGCCAGGAGAAACUCCGGGGGGAAGUCAAAGCGAAAAAUCUGGCUGUUUGCGUUCACACAUAUAUACAGCUCCUCCGGGAAAUAUCCAGAGUUUUUCAGGAGAUUUCUGCAAGAGUGAAAUCCCUAUGUGUCAUCUUAACGACAGCUGGGAUUAGCUCCUCCAGCCCCUGCAGCCCUGACCGGGAAAACCUGUAUAGAUAAUGGAUGGAUGGACGGGGGAAAUGGAGUGAAUACAAUCAAACGCUGCAUGUCCGCUGAGGGCUUCCGUAGUCGUUUAUGCUCAUGUGUGUUAUAUUCAGAGAAAGCUUUCUAUGCAUUUGAGAGUCAAAGCUCAUUAUUGAUCUCAGUCGCAGAAGUUCAGAAAAUAAUCUAACCUCAAGGUUCAUUUUGGUGACAAUCAGGAGCCUUUUAUUAUUUCAUGACCUUAUUAAACUUGUCAUAAACGAUCCAUAACCCCAGUUGAUCUUGUGGUUGUACACUUUGUCAGUUAAUCCAUGAUUAUUUAUUUUAGAGUCUUUACAGAAACAGGGUGCCUUCUUGGACCAGUUGAUUUACUUUGUACUCUAGCUUUUUCUUUUUUUUCAACUUGCAGAUUUAUGUUAUUCCACGUCAGACUCGUAUAUAUUUUCUGAACACUUUGAGAAAAUAUUGUGCCUGCUUUAUGUCUCUGUUUCUUGCCUACCAAAUAUGCUAAACCAUUACUUCUCGCUGACACAUUGCUACGGACGCAUAUUGCGUUCACAUGAGACAAUAAAAUCAGCUCUGUUUUCCUGAAUUAACGAGAUGCCAGCGUAUUAUUUUGGUUUGGGUUUGAAACAUGGCGAGAUACUCCUGUCUUUAGGUAACGAAGAUGGUUUUGUUUUUAGUCUGUUGACUUUGCACUAGCAACUUAGAUCUCUGCAGUUCAAACGCAAACCCCGUCCGCUCUGAUCCGUCGGGAUCAGCUGAGCCCAUAAGAGAUGUUUCACUGAUAUAAUGUGAUUCAUCUGAAAUGUGUGCAGGCUGGGACAAUAAGGCAAUUACUGAUAACACUGGAUCCCCACAGAGGCGCUGGGUUUUGGCAAGAAAAAAAAAGUGCCUUUUAACUUGUCGAGAUAAUUAUGUUUUUAAUUAAGAAAAAUAGAAAUGUUCUCUCAUGUGAAUACAAUACGCCUCCUUACAUUGCCCACCAGAUACAAAAGUGAAGAUUAUUUUAUAUCAAAGGAAAUGCACUUUUUUGCUUCCUUGCAGAGAGUAAGACGAGACGAUUUAUUCCAGUCUCAUAACUUGAUGUUGAAGGUGCACUAUGUUGAUUUUGUAGUGAAAUUUGAAAGUUGGAGAAGUGAAACAAUUCUGUGCUAUAUUUUCUGAACCAAAUACACAAACUUUACUCAAAACAAAAUGGGUCUCUGAACACUGUCUAGAGCUUAAAAGCUACCAGGAGAGUUACGGUUUCACUGUUGCGCCCCCCCCCCCCCCCCCCCCCCCCCCCCACCACCCCCACCACCAACUUCUCAUGUAGCAUUUUAUCUUCAAACAGUGUUACAGGGACCAAAUUAUCCUCUGGGGACAGUUUGUGUUUAGAGUUAUGAACAUACACCACAGAAUAUGUACAUUUCUCCAACUUUCACAAAAACUCCAUUAGCCAGCCAUUAGCCGCUUAGCUUAGCUUAGCUUAGCUUAGCAAAAAGAUUGGAAACUGGGUUGAGCAGCUAGCCUUGCUCUGUUCAAAGGUGACAAAAUCCAACAACAUAAAUCUCCAAAGUUCUCUUUUGAUCAUGUUUGAUUUAAGCCUGGCUAGCUAUGUCCUCUUUUUUUUCCAGCUUUAUGCUAAGCUAAGUCAACCAGGAGUUAGCUAUACCUUCAUAUUUAGCAUGCCAAUAAAAGAUGCUAUCAGUCUAGUCACGUCGGUCUCCUGAAGAAAGAAGCUUUAUUUUUCCAAAACAGUGAAGUAUUCUUUAUUUUCAAGAAACAGAUUAGACUGUUUAUCCUUUUAACAAAAUGACACGUGAAAGCAACAACAACAAAAUGUUACACGAGAUUUAUUUGUUCGGUUUCUGGUGGAGAAAAGAAAGGCGGUUGUAGCAAACCGUGUUUCCUGAUGUGAUUUUAUUAACGUCUUUGUCGGGGGCUUACGCCGUAAACGCUGGUCUAAAACGCCGAGUUUGAGCGACGAGCUGUGGAGCGCCGCAGCGCCGUGCUGAUUCAGUUUAAUGAGCGACUGCGAGGCCUUACCCACUGAAUGAGCAAAAACACGCAGCUCAAACGUAAAGGUGACCUAGUUUCAAAUCCACUGUAUUAGAAAAUAUUGUUAAAUCUGAAUAAUACAUGCAAAGGUCACUUUCUCUCUGCAUGAUGAAUUUGGUCCACUGAAUAUCUGCUAACACAUGCAUGAAGCAUAUCUACUGAGACGCUGAAUAACGACUGUUUCUAGCUACAUGCUUGUCCUGUCACUGCUCCUCGUGUGUACAAGGUGAUCGUGCCGAAGAUAACGAUGUUUGUGUUUCAGGGCAGGAUAAGUAUUUCAAUACAGCCUAUUUGCUAAAGGCCAAGGAAGCAUACAUGUAUGUGAGGAUAUAUUACAUACCAUUUAUAAACUGUUAAAAUAGAUGUAUAUUUUCAGAAAUCUUGGGGUGAAUCUGGGUUAACAUGUUGUGACUCGUGCUUUACUCGCUGUGACACAUUAAAGACAAACUGAGAAUGUGAA